Messenger RNA from Octopus sinensis (East Asian common octopus), 1402 nucleotides. Its product is annotated as nuclear transport factor 2. The transcript has 4 exons. Lineage: Eukaryota; Metazoa; Mollusca; Cephalopoda; Octopoda; Octopodidae. Gene Ontology annotation, cellular component: nuclear pore central transport channel. The record is from RefSeq and is a predicted model, not a curated record. Bases 205 to 600 code for a protein of 131 amino acids. Gene Ontology annotation, biological process: protein import into nucleus.
UUGCCUACUUUAUCACUCCCGCCAUUUUGAGGAGUCUGAAUUAUUUUCUCUAAACAAAAUCUCAGCAUUUCUUGCAGCAUUGAAUCUUUGCAGCUUUUUUUUUACAUAAGAUCUCUACAAGAUUUUUAAAAAUUUACCAGUCGUCUAUUUUUGGCACCUGGUCCCUCUAAAUCCCUCUGUUUUGGUCAGAUAAUCCCAACAAAGAUGGCCUUCCCAGGCAGUUAUACAACGAUUGCGGAGAAAUUCGUGGAGCAUUAUUACAAUUAUUUCGAUUGUGUGGAAUUUCGAUGCCAUUUAAGAGGAGUCUACCAUGCACAAGCCAUGCUUAUAUUUGAAGGUGAAAGUAUCCAAGGACAAGAUAACAUAAUGAAAAAAAUAACAUCGUUGCCAUUUAAAACAAUCAAGCACGUUGUCACAAAGUUGGAUGCUCUUCCUACUACCACUGGUGGAAUUUUAAUAUUGAUCACCGGCCAGCUUCAAGCUGAUGAUGACAAACCAUUGUCAUUUAGUCAGGUAUUCAAUCUACACUAUGAGGGAGAGUCUUAUAGUAUAAUUAAUGAAUUCUUCAGGCUGUCAAUUCAUAACAUCCCUGUUACAUAAAUUUCUACCUCUUUUUCUUUUCUUUUCAUCAGUUAACCAAAACAAAAGAACAAAAAAAAACUCUUUAAAAAAAAAAACUGACAAGACUUUUAAAGAUGAAAUUGUUUUAACUGAUUUCUUCUCUUGUCUCUAUGGCUGGUGCUGUGAUGCAAGUAUUCCAGUCAUCAAAGACAGAAAAAACAAAACAAAACAAAGAACAUCUGAAAGAUCUAUUUGCUUCCUCUCUAUUUCAGAUAUUUAAAUUCUCUUGAGUUACACCAUUAGACCUUAUGGCUUCUCUUAGCCGUUUUCUCCACCCACUCCACAUUUAUUUUAGAAAUUACUUUGUGCUCAUUUUGUCCACUAUUUAAAAGCAAAAACCAAAUAGAAACCACAAAUAUUACCAGAAAUAGAAUAAAAAAUACUAUAAUGUUUAAUGAUUUUUUUUAACCUCUUUUCUCCCUCUUUAUUUCUCACAUUGAUCUCAUCAGUGUAACCAGCUGAGCUGCUGUUGCUGCUGUUCACAUAACAUUACAAACAUCUCUGAUAACUUUAGUUUCAGCUCUCUCUCUUUCUCUCUCUCUCUCUCUCUCUCCCACCUUACCAUACACAUACACACACCCACCUCAUGUAUGCUGCUAUUUAACUUCUCAGGCUCCAACUUGCUGCCCUGCGGACUGAAUCAAGCACAUGUGAUUUCUUAAUACAUUAAAGGCUGCACUUUGUAUUAUAGUACUUUUGUAGACAAUACUUUCUGCCCCUCCCCUCCAAUACUUCUAUGGAACUAUUUUCUCAAGCCUAAAUUAAACACACCUUCAUUCUA